CUGCGAAGACACUCGCCCCGAAUCCCUUCUCUCGCUUGCUCUCUCUCUCUCUCUCUCUCUGUAAUCUCAAUGCCGCAGUCCGAUAUGUGAAACCAGAAAAAAAAAGAUGGCGUUUUGGAGUAGAAUCGGGCAGUCGAAGCUGCGGCAAUUGUCCUACCAGUCCAAGACUAUCCCUUACGCCUCUUUGAUCAACCCGACUGCUACACAUUCGAAAGCAUGCGUCUCAGAAAUCCCACAUUUGAUCCCUCACGGUAGACCAACGGAUUUCGGCAGUAAAGUCAGGUUCUUUGCUGCUCCCGUCCAGUUUCAAACAAAUACAAAGAAGGUAGAGCAGAGCACGAGCGGUCCGCGAUUGAAUGAGAAGAUUACUGCUGAGUUCGUUAGGCUUGUGUUGGAUGAAGAGCAUUUUAUUGUCUCAAGGCGUGAAGCUCUGGAACGGGCAAGGACACUCGACCUUGAUUUAGUUGAGGUUGAAGCCAGGGCUGAUCCUCCUGUUUGUAAAAUCAUGGAUUUCCACAAAGAGAAGUACAAAAAGGAAUUAAGGGAGAAAAAGAAGCUUAAAAUUAAGUCUGACAAGACUUUGCGAGCAGAUUCUAAGGAAGUGAAGUUUUCUCCAAAAACUGAAGCCAAGGACCUAAAGAUGAAAGCUGAUAUGGUGAAGAGAUUUAUGGAGAAAGGUUACCGGGUGAAGUGUACUGCCUCGGAUGCUGAGGAUAAGGACUUAGGAGAAUUGUUUUCUCGUCUCACUGUGUUGAUAGAAGAUGUAGCUCUCAUCGAAUGUGAGCCAACGCUAGGAAAAGGAAAAGAGGCAUUUAUAAUUGUCAGGCAUGUGAAGUUUGGCCCAUCAAAGAAGGGCGGUGCAAAAAAAACUGUUGAAAAAACUAGCCCUGAGGCUCAAAAGAAGGGUAGUGAGGAUGCAAGUGGCGUUACCUCACUGGUUCAUAAUCCGACUGUGCCACAAAGAGCCUCCUCUCAGUCAGAUAUUAGUGAUCCAGACAAGUUGCAUGUCACACCUACAAGAGCGUGCACAGCUCCACUGCCCUCGCGAGAAUCCUUUUAUGGGACUCAAAAUAGGCACGGAAAUAAUGAGUCGAGGAAUCCUUAUUUGCCAACAAGAGGAAUGGAUAAUAGGGGGGCGGGAAUGAGAGAACCCCACACUUCAUAUCAAAGAACAGGAACACCAACUGACUUGCCCUUCUCACCAACAAGAGGAAUGGAUAAUAGGGGACUGGGAAUGAGAGAGCCCCAUACUCCAUAUCAAAGAACAGGAACCCCGACGCCACCCUUCUCACCAGUGGGAGAACCCAGGCAAGCUCAGACGAAUGCACCUGUAUUUAGAAACUCGAAUCCUCCUCCUAAUGAUAUCCCCAAGCAAGAACCCUCAAGUCCUAGCGCUCCCCGUACUCCAGGAAUUGGUUUCGGGAUAUUUAGCAAUCCGAAACGUGAUGCUCCUGCUAGACAAGGUGUAUCAGAAAGGAUCCCAUCAGAUUCAAACUCGCCUGGUUCAAGACCUGAUAGCAGCCAAAGACCAGGCACCAGCACAAGCACGGAUAAGGUUGGACAACGAGGAUUCGGGAUCUUCAGUAGAGAGCUCAAGUGAGAGCCCAAACCGGAUACCUAAGACAAACUAGGAUGCAGGCAUAAUAUUUAAAUGUGAUGAAGUGAUGAUUAUUUCAGGAAUAUAUUAUUACUGAAUGGUGGUAAAAAUAAUUAGUCAUUGUAUGAACCCAUUAUUUUGAGAUGACCAGAGAAUUGUCUUCCCCUUCUAAAUUCAGUUUUGUCAAGCACUUGCACA
Messenger RNA from Malus domestica (apple), 1795 nucleotides. Its product is annotated as translation initiation factor IF3-1, mitochondrial. The record is from RefSeq and is a predicted model, not a curated record. Lineage: Eukaryota; Viridiplantae; Streptophyta; Magnoliopsida; Rosales; Rosaceae. Gene Ontology annotation, biological process: translational initiation; ribosome disassembly. Gene Ontology annotation, molecular function: ribosome binding; translation initiation factor activity.